Messenger RNA from Onthophagus taurus, 1580 nucleotides. Its product is annotated as zinc finger protein 271. Lineage: Eukaryota; Metazoa; Arthropoda; Insecta; Coleoptera; Scarabaeidae. The record is from RefSeq and is a predicted model, not a curated record. Gene Ontology annotation, molecular function: zinc ion binding; DNA-binding transcription factor activity, RNA polymerase II-specific; RNA polymerase II cis-regulatory region sequence-specific DNA binding. Gene Ontology annotation, cellular component: nucleus; transcription regulator complex; chromatin. Gene Ontology annotation, biological process: regulation of transcription by RNA polymerase II.
UUUGCUUUCAUGAUAAAAGCGCAUGACUUUAGGAAAUUAUUGACGUUCUGCUCGCGCAUCCCACAUCUUAGCAUCAAAAGAUAACCCCAAAAAAUCGUUUUAAACAUGGAUUUGUGCGAUUUCAACAUAGAAAAAGUGUGUAGAGCUUGUUUAGAAGAAACCCAAAACAUGUCACCACUUCUACAAGACGGUUUAAGCGAAAUGUUUAGUUUUUGUACUUUAUUAAGCGUUUUAGACAACAAAUUUCCCUCUUUAAUAUGCAAUAAAUGUAAAUUCGAACUUGGUAUAGCGUAUAACUUCAAACAACUAUGUCUGCGAUCCCAACAGACACUUGAGCAAUACUUCAGUCAAACUAGAUUUGAUGAGUUGGAAUUUAGUUUGUCCGAAUUCCUAAAAUCCGAUCAAUUCCUCGACGAUGACGAUACAGACAUCGCCAAAGAAAUUGAAAAGGAAAUUUUGAAUUUGGAAGAUGAUUUUCUUUUGGACAACGAACAAUACACUUGCGAUAAAUGCAAUGAAUCUUUUGAUUUACUAUGUGAUUUAGAGACUCAUAAGAUAACCCAUCGCGAAAUCACCGAUUUAAAAUGCCCCCAAUGCGGGAAAGUUUUCGAACGAAUGAAAGCUUUAAAAAGACACAUUAAAAUUCAUAUGAAAGAUAAAAAAUAUAAAUGCGAAUUUUGUUCGAAAGGAUUUUCGGAAGCUGGGAGUUUAACGAGACAUUUAAGAAAACACAAAGGUGAAAAAAAACAUUUGUGUACCGUUUGUGGAAAAAGAUUUUACGAGGCGAACGUUUUGAGGAUUCAUUUAAGAGUGCAUAGUGGGGAGAAACCAAUUUCUUGCACGAUUUGUGAUAAGAAAUUCGGAGAUCCAAACGGUUUAAGAAGUCACUUAAAAAGUCAUAGUGGCGAAAAAAAUUAUCAAUGUAAAAUUUGUAUGAAAGCAUUUGCUCAUUCUUUUAGUUUAAAAAAUCAUUUAAGGAUUCAUUCUGGAGAGAAAUCAUUUUUAUGUUCAAUUUGUGGAAAAAGUUUUACUCAGAGUCAUUACAUUACGGCUCAUAUGAAACAACACACAGGAGAUCUUCCGUUUUCUUGCAAACAUUGCGAUAAAAGAUUUUCACAAAAUUCGCAAUUAGAAAUUCAUACAAGAACACACACCGGGUAUAAACCGUUUAUGUGUGCUGUAUGUGGUAAAAGUUGUGCAAGAUCCACAGAUCUCUCGGUUCAUAUGAGAACUCAUACCGGAGAAAAACCGUAUGCUUGCACACAAUGUCCGAAACGUUACGUAACCUCUUCACAUUUAAAAUUACAUUUAAAAACUCACACCGGUGAAAGGCCGCAUGUUUGUAAAACUUGCGGAAAAGGAUUUUUUGAUGCAAAAGGAUUAAAAUCGCAUUUUAGAAUUCAUACCAAUGAGAAACCGUUUAAAUGUAAUGUUUGCGGGAGUUGUUUUAAGCAAAGCGGUCAAUUAGCUGUUCAUAGAAGAAUUCAUAUUUCAAAAGAUAUUCAAAAAAAACAAGAAAAUGAAAAUUAAUUAGAUUGUUAAGGUAAUGAAUCAAUAAAUUUUUGAUUUAAAUAAAUCCA